ACUUAGUAGAUUCACAUGAAGACUUUUCUCGCGAUUCGGUCCGAAAAAAAAUGAGUGUUGAUUCAAGGUGGUAAUCGAGUAGAAAACAAGGAGUUUCUCACCCUUUGCCUCUCAACUUCAAGCACAAAGACAAACUCAAAUUAACAUUUAUUUCAAGAGUGAUAUCAAACUGUAACAAGUGGCCAGACUUGCACAUCAACAGUAACAACAUGGGUAAUCGCAUAAGUUCGGAUCGCGUUCUCAGCGGACUGCGCCGGGGGCAAUCAAGAUGCACUCUCGGUGGGAUGCUAAAAUUCUUAGACCCGAGUUUCGAACCGGAGUCCGAACUCGAUGAAAUCCUUCGCUACAUGCUUCAGCACUUGCUGCGGUUCUACGUCCUACUGGAUGUGGAUCAGAUGCAACGAGUGGGUUUUUUACUGAGGGACGACUUAGACCGAUUCAUGAUGGAAUAUAUUAAGGCUGUACCUAAAAAUACAUCUUUGGGCGCAUGCAUCCUUGAAACGUAUGGAGGAGUAUCGAUCCACCUAAGAAAAAUAAAAAUACUCCCCAUACUCUUCAACAACAAGGAUGCACUUGAACAACAAGGAUGCACUUGUCUUGAACAAAGAUGAAUUAGAAUUACGGACCACGGCUCUAAAUAUAUCAAUUCAGGGGAACGCGCUUUCCCUCACAUCAGACGCGAAUGCUUGGAACGAUUCGUUGUUGGGGAAGAAGUUGUAGCAACAUCUUCUUCUACAACAAGACCUCCUGGUGGUGGUGGUGCUGGUGUUCCUCAACAGGAUCGUGAUGGUGAAGACCACGACGACCCGUACGUGAUUCAGUGUGUUUCGCAGUUGAUAGAGUUUGCAAACGGUGGCAGAGGUCUGGAAACUACCACACGGGAAAAUCUAGCUGCGUCGGAAGUGGAGAAUAUGUACCGAUUGAUGGCAAGGGACGGCCUUGAUGGAGUGUGCAACCUAGCGGAGUUUUUGAAUUAAGGCAGGAGAGACGUCACGGUCACUACAUCAGUCGCUGGAUAGACAAAGCUUAGAAGAAGAUGGUAUUUGCUUCAGAAGUUGAUGCUGUUCCUGAACUACUUGAAGGAGAGACUACGACUACAACCCGAAAACUACAUCAAACUACAAUAAGAAACUUCUAGCUGUAUCUAAGUACUCACUCUAAUGUCCAGUCCUUGAAAUCGAAGAGUCCGUGACGCCGAAAGGAGGAGCAACGCCUUCAAACGCGGGACAGAUGAACCAUCAGUCUAGCGAAGAUUUGGAUGACGACGACGAGGACGACGACCCACGUUGCUAUUCACGAGACAAACUCGAGAAAUUUCUUUACCGAUAUUUGAGGAACAUACGAACGAGCCCCUUUUUUGAAGACGUUGUUACUUGUGAAGACAUUGCGGCUAAUUCAUCAACAAACCCUAGUAGUACUACUAAACACGGUCACGGUCGUGUGCCCUUUAGUGACGAUGAAAUCACGCAUUGCUCGUCUGGGCUGGUGAUAAAUUGAAGCGAGUCUCAGUUGGUGUAAGUGGCACUCAGGAGCAGGCAACAAAUGCGCGUGUCAAAUUCUUGGCAUCAAGACGCACAUCUCUCC
Messenger RNA from Amoebophrya sp. A25, 1584 nucleotides. The record is from the annotation of a GenBank genome assembly. Lineage: Eukaryota; Dinophyceae; Syndiniales; Amoebophryaceae.